AUGAAUAAUGAGUAUAUGGAUGGCUCAAUCAUAAGUGAUAUAGUAAGAGCAGAUAUUGAAAGAAGAAAGAAAACAAUAGAUGAUAUAAUAAAUUUUAAGGGAAGGAUGCCAGUAAUUGAAUAUAAUAAGAAGGGUAAUGAAAUGGAUAUAUCUUCCGAAUACCAUUUUAUAAAUAAUAUAUAUAUUAAUGUGAAAUAUGAAAAUAAUAAAUUUAAUUUACAUUUUGUGGAUAAAGAUUAUUCAAAUGUUGAAAAAAGAGAAGAAAAAGGGAAUCCCAGCUUUAAAAUAGGUGGGUUUGAAAAUAUGGACACGACAAGAGACUUUGAAUUUGAUAUAACAAAUAGUGCACUAGAAAAUAGUAUGUAUACUGAACUUGAUAAUGGUUUAAUUCAAAAUGAAGAUGAAAAUUAUUCUCAAAGCAAUAGUACUAUGAAAGAUAAUAUAUAUGAUGAGAUUGAAGGUAUGAAUUUUAAUAAAAGUAUAAACACAUAUUUAGAUAAUGAAAUGAUAAAUAAAGAAUUAGAUGAUUGGGUUCGUUAUAUAAAGGGUGGACCAAAGACCAAUUAUAUAAUACUAUUAAGCGGUACAUCAGGAUCUGGUAAAAGUACAUUAAGUUGUUUGCUAAGUUUAUUUUUAAAAAUUAAUAGAAUUUUAUCUACAGAUGUAAUACGAGAAAUUUUAAGAAAAUAUGAUACAAAUGAUGAUAAAUAUCUAAAAUAUUCAACAUAUGAAUCAUGGAAAUUAGAUAGUAAUGAUGAUGAGAAAUAUGAGGGAAAUCUACGUAUAAAUAAAAGUGCAACUAAUAUGGGUAACAGAAUAGGAUGUACUAAUGAAAGCAACGAAGGGAACCCAUAUGGUGCUUAUUAUGAUCCUAAUACCAGUUUUUCAAAUGAGAAAAUGAUGAAUGAAUGUGAAAGUGAUUCAUCCGAAUAUUUAAAAGAUAAUAUUUCUCAGUCUGUAUUGAGAAAGAGAUGCAUUGAAAAUUAUUCAAAACAAUGUACCCUUUUGUAUGAUUUUAUCGAUGAAAUUAUUAAUUACCAUGUUGUGAAUAAUGAAUCUAUAAUAAUGGAAGGUGUACAUAUAACUGCAGAAUUAAUAAAUAAACUGAAUAAUAAAUAUCCAAAUAAAAUAAUAUUUUUUUUAGUUUAUAUUAAUGAUAAAGAGACAAGUAUUCAACGAUUUUCAAGUAGAACUAUUGAUUCAAAUACGGAAGAAAAUAAAUAUAUUAAAAAUAUUAAAUAUAUAAAUGAUAUACAAAAAAAUUUAAUAGAAACUACAAAAAAAUUAGAUCCACCAAUUAACUAUAUUGAAAACAUAGAUAUUUAUAAUUCUUUGGAACAAGCUCUUAAUGUAAUUUACUCAUCUCCCUAA
This is a messenger RNA of Plasmodium vinckei vinckei, 1371 nucleotides long. Its product is annotated as conserved Plasmodium protein, unknown function. Bases 1 to 1371 code for a protein of 456 amino acids. The transcript has a single exon. NCBI's taxonomy places the organism in Eukaryota, Apicomplexa, Aconoidasida, Haemosporida, Plasmodiidae. The record is from RefSeq and is a predicted model, not a curated record.